GUAAAAUAUAAUGUUGAUUUCACAAAAUACUGGAAAUGAAAUGUUUAAUAUUUCAGUAGAAUAAUCCAUUACACUUAACUGUCAUUGAAUGACAAAUAAGGAGAAAGUAUUAACAAUAAGGACACUCAGACUAUAUAAGAAGAAAGAAUUGGAUGUGGCAACAGAACACGAUAAAUCAUCAACAAACAUAAUGCAUAUCCAAUAUCUGUUUGUCAUUUUCCUGAUAACCCUGGAUGUGAUUUUAUCUCAAGCCGCAACAGGUCCUUCUGAAGAUGAAGUAGUAGAAAAAUUUGAAGAAAUUAAAGCAACAAAAGAAUUUCAAAAAGCUAAAGAAAAAGUUAUAGAAUCAUUAUCAGAUAGAAUUGAUAAAUAUGUUCUGGACCACUUUCGUAAAAAUCAAUAAACCUACUCAAAGGCAAUUGAAUAAUAAUAAUAAUUAAUAUGUUGUGUUUUAAUGAUAACAUUAAUAUUAAUUCAUCUUUUAAAAUAAAC
Molecule: messenger RNA, 492 nt
Organism: Schistosoma mattheei
Lineage: Eukaryota; Metazoa; Platyhelminthes; Trematoda; Strigeidida; Schistosomatidae
Source: the annotation of a GenBank genome assembly